Molecule: messenger RNA, 2331 nt
Organism: Rosa rugosa (rugosa rose)
Lineage: Eukaryota; Viridiplantae; Streptophyta; Magnoliopsida; Rosales; Rosaceae
Product: zinc finger BED domain-containing protein RICESLEEPER 2-like
Exons: 3
Coding region: 1-2331 (776 amino acids)
Molecular function (GO): protein dimerization activity; DNA binding
Source: RefSeq, a predicted model, not a curated record
AUGACAACAUCAUCGAAUUCGAGCCACUCGGCUCCAUCAUCACCUCAUUCACCUGUAAGUUCUGAAGCUCCAUCGAAUUCUCAAUGUCCGGUCAAUCCAGAAGCUGAAGUUGAGAAAGGAAAUGGGAACGAGAUUGUUGCUGUCUCCCAACAAGGUGAGAAUAAGGAACCAAGUGAACCAACUCCGGCUCAUGCAGCAGCAGGUGAUGCAACACCAACUCAAUCAUCUCGGGAUGUUGAUGGGAAGAAAGAGCAAGUAGGAUUUGAGAAACGGGCAAAGUGCAGGUAUUGUGGUACUGACCUUGCUGCUGAUUCUUCUUUUAAUGGUACCAGUACUUUGCGUAGACAUGUAGAAAAAGUGUGUAAGAAGUAUCCUGGUAGGGAAAAUUUAGAAGAAACUCAACAGGUGUUGAUUAGUGAUGGACAAACUGAACCUACCUUAAAUGUUAGCAAAGGCUGGUCACAAGAAGCUUGUGUCCAAGCUGCUUGUGAAAUGAUAGUUAUAGAUGAACUACCAUUUAGCCAUAUUGAGAAUGAGGGGUUUAGGUGGUUCUGCAAGGUAGCUAUUCCUCGAUUUGAGGUGCCUUCUAGGAGAAAAAUAGUAAGAUGCUUCUUGGAGAUGUAUGAGAGGAAGAAAGAGGAGCUUAGGAUGCAUUUAAGUGGCCACAGAGUGUGUUUAACUACAGAUACUUGGACAUCUGUGCAGAACAUCAACUACAUGGUGUUAACAGCACACUUCAUAGAUCAUGGUUGGAAAUUGCACAAGAGAAUCCUAAAUUUUUGUGUGAUUCCCAGUCACAAAGGCACAGCAAUAGGAAAGCUGUUAGAAACUUGUUUGGUGCAGUGGAAGAUAGAUAAGGUUUUGACUGUGUCUAUUGAUAAUGCUAGUGCAAAUAAGGUUGCAAUUGAUUAUUUGAGAAGGAAAAUGGCAGGAUGGAAGAACCCCCCAAUUUUUGGUGGCAAGUUCAUGCAUGUGAGGUGUUUGGCUCACAUCUUGAACAUUAUAGUGAGGGUUGGACUGCAUAUAAUGGAUAGAAGCUGUGCAGCAAUUAGAAAUGCUGUGAAAUAUAUUAGAAGCAGUUCAAGCAGAUUGAACUGCUUUAAGCUAUGCGUUGAAAAGGAGACGCCUGAAUGUCAAAGAAUUCCUGUGUUGGAUGUUCCAACAAGAUGUAAUUCCACAUUUCUCAUGCUUGACACGGCUUUAGAGGUGCGGCCAGCUUUUGAUAGGCUGGCUGAGGAGGAGGACCAGAAGUACUCGGGCUACUUAGAUGAAGAUGAGGAGCUUGAGGAGGAAGAAGACAUUGAAAGUUCAGUUCAGAAAAAAUCAAAAACUGCAAGAAAAAGAGUAGGGCCACCUGUUGAUGCAGAUUGGGAUAAAGCUGAAAUUUUUGUCAAGUUCUUGAGGGUUUUUUAUGAUGUCACAAUGAGAAUUAGUGCAACCAAAAACCCCACUGCUCAUAAGGCUUUUCACGACAUUGUGGCGAUACAAGCUGAGAUUGAUACCCUUUUUGUGGAGCUUGAGAUGAGUGAUGGAAGUGAAACUGAAAAAAUAAUGGUUGACAUGGCAGUGAAGAUGAGAAGCAAAUUCAUAAAGUAUUUUGGAAGCAUCGAUGAUAUGAAUAAGCUGUUAUUAGUGGCCCUAGUCUUGGAUCCCAGGUUCAAGUUGAAGAAUAUAAGUCAUAUUUGUACUGAAAUGCUAAGUUACGAUGUCGAAACAGUGAAAGCAAAGUACAAUGAAGUGAAAGAGUUGUUGCUGUCCUUGACUGAUCUGUAUGCAAACUCAAGCAAUGCCUCUUCAAAGAGUAAAAGCAGCACUGCAACAAGUUGUGUGGUUUCCACUAGUACACAAGCAACAGCCACAUCUUCCAAGUCCAAGGACAAGAAAAAAAUUAGUGGGAAAAUGGCUGACAUGUUAGAAGGGUGGCAGCGAGCCCUAGCAGAAUCUGAAGAAGUUGUGGUGGAGAGUGAAGUGGAUAGGUACCUCCUUGAUCCAAUGGAGAAGCCCAAAGAAGAUGAAGAUUGGCAGCUGCUUACAUGGUGGAAGAUGAAUGGCUGCAAAUAUCCAAACCUCGCAGCCGUUGCAAGGGGUGUACUUGGAAUCCAAGUCAGCACAGUCGCAUCUGAGUCUUGCUUCAGUACAGGUGGCAGAGUGAUUAGGAGUUCUUUAACUCCUGAAAGUGUGGAAGCAUUAAUUUGUUUGCAAAAUUGGAUAAGGAAAAAAGAUCAAUCUGACAUUGAAUAUUAUCCAAGCAUAGAAGAGCUUGAAUUCUAUGAAAAAAAUGGAAAGAGAUGUAAUAGCAGACAAGGGAAAACAAGUGGCAGAACAAAUUGA